UUCUUCUCUGCUCAUCGCGCGACGCGAACAAUGUUCAGAAAUAUCUUAGUCAUCAACGUGGUUAGGGUCUGUCCGCUUCGGGCCGGCGGUCGUCGGGAUUCUCGCGAAUAUUUUUUUAGAGAACAAAAGAAGAUAUUUGAUACUGUUUCUCACUCGGCCGGUCUUUAACGUGUACUGAACCUGUCUUGUUGCGAAAAAGUAGAACGAGAAAGAGAAUAUUGCUUCAAGUGCAUAACAUAUAUCUAUACAUAUCAAAGGUAAGUCCGGCUGGUGGCUCAUUGCGAUGCUUUGGACCCCGUCUUUUGGUUGCGGGUUGCUCAUUUGCUCGGGACAGCGACUGAUCUCUUUUUGUUCUUCGUGGUUAUAGAUGCGGACGUCCGUUGCUAUAGCCUCUGCUGCGGCCCUUGGUGCAGUUUCCUACGCUAUAUACUUUGACUACCAGCGACGGAACUCGCCCGAAUUCCGCCGACGCCUGCGCAAGUCCGAGAAGAAGUACCAGCAGUCGAUCGAGAAGAGCAAGAAGAAGGCUUUUGAGGAGUCCAAGGGCGCUCUCAAGCUGGCCAUCAUCACUAGCUUGACCGAGGACCCUAUCCGUGUCUCGAGCGCACAGGAGUUCGAGGGGUUUAUGAUGAAGGAGUUGACUGAGAUUGACGCCUACAUUCGCGAGGGUGGCAAGCGCAUUAACGAGAUGGUCGUGUGCAUGUACCGUCUGCUUGUUGUCCACCCCAUGCCCCAGCAGAUCAUGGAGGCUCUGAAGGAGACCGUUCCUGCCGAGGCGAUGCUUAGCUUGGCUGAGGUCAUGAAGGACCUUCCUCUUGAUCAGAUCAAGCCCACGGGAUCCGCGGAGCCUGAGACCCCGGCGGUCGAAUAAGCAUUCUAAAUCCCUGGACUUCCUUUCUUGACGUGUAUAAAAAUAUAUAUACAGAGAUACUACACCAUAAACUCAUUACGACGUGAAUAGACUUACGAAGCUGAAACGAAGAAAGUUAGUCUACCCCGGCGUGAAGAACAACAAAACGGUGUUUGUCGUCUGUGUUUUCUUCUGGUGGUUUAUUUUGUUUUGUUUUUUUGCCUAUAUUUCUGUUUUGUUUCUCUUUGCAAGUUAACAGUGGGAUCCGAUCGAUUUACGGAGGACUUUUCUGCUCUCUUUUCUUGUUGCCGAGAAUGCGACGAGUUCUUGUUUGUGCUUAUGAUGUAUAUAUCUGUAAUUGAGUCCUGCGACAUCCCCCUCUCUCCGAUAU
This is a messenger RNA of Myxozyma melibiosi, 1241 nucleotides long. RefSeq lists its product as uncharacterized. The record is from RefSeq and is a predicted model, not a curated record. The transcript has 4 exons. Gene Ontology annotation, cellular component: mitochondrial outer membrane translocase complex; mitochondrial outer membrane. Gene Ontology annotation, biological process: tRNA import into mitochondrion; protein targeting; intracellular protein transport. NCBI's taxonomy places the organism in Eukaryota, Fungi, Ascomycota, Lipomycetes, Lipomycetales, Lipomycetaceae. Gene Ontology annotation, molecular function: transmembrane protein transporter activity. The coding region runs from base 368 to 871 and encodes 167 amino acids.